UUUUUUUUUUUUUUUUUUUUUUUUCUCGGUGGUCUCUUCGGCAGCGGCUGUUCUUCCCCAGCAGCGGCAGCAGCAGCAAAAGCACAGGCAAUGACUCUGCCGCAUACGAAUCGCCUGGCCGGUGCUGCCGGCUCUGGAGACAUCACCUUGCUCUGAAGUUGCCCACCUGGAGGAGGUAAAUCGGAGCGGGGCUUUGGUCCAGAGGGGUCGGCGACGACGGGGGAGAGAAGGGAGCGAUCGCCUCCCCCAUCUCCACACACCCUCCGUCCUCCGAUAGGAAGCCUGUGUAGCAGAAGACACGGCAGAAAAGGAGAGACUUUUUCUUCUUCCUUUUUUUUUUUUUCCUUUUUUUUUCUUUUUUUUUUUUUUUUUUUUUUCUCCUUCCUUGAGGGACGUUCCUUGCUUCUCAUCCCCCCCUUUUCCUCCUGGCUGGGGGCUUUGGUACUGUGGCCAGGUUUGCUUCCUACCCCCACCCCUGGUUUUAAUGGCUGGAUUGUGGCAGCAGCUCCCUGCUGCAGGUUGUUGAGGAACUGAUGGAGACUUGCAUCUCAGGAGCUGGAGGUGACUAAAGAAAUGCUGAUUUCAGUACUCUGCAAAAAAUAGCAUGUGGAUUUUUAGCACCUGAAGAACAAGAAAAGGUCUCAGACUCUGGAUACUGCCUGUGGGAUUUUUUUAUUUUUUUUGGGGAUUGUUUUCUUCUUUUUUUUUUUUUUUUUUUCCUUUUUGGAUGUGAAUUGAAGGCCAACAGUUGAAGUGUUGGAAGCAAGUGCAGGAGGACAUUCACCUUGUUUUAUUUGAACCUUUGUGUGCUGGGAUACUUUCAAGCCCUCCAUCACAGUCAUGUGGUCAUCACAGCUGCUGUUCUUCACAAUGCUCUUCAUGCCGUUAGCCCAUGCCUGGAUUUCUUUUAAAACAGCUUUCAGCCGUGCCCCGGUCCCCAUGGCUGUGGUCCGAAGGGAGCUGUCCUGCGAGAGUUACCCUAUAGAGCUUCGCUGCCCGGGAACAGAUGUUAUCAUGAUCGAAAGUGCCAACUAUGGGAGGACUGAUGAUAAAAUCUGUGACUCUGAUCCUGCUCAGAUGGAGAAUAUCCGCUGUUAUCUGCCAGAUGCCUAUAAGAUUAUGACUCAAAGAUGCAGUAAUCGGACCCAAUGUGCAGUUGUCGCUGGCCCUGAUGUGUUUCCAGACCCUUGCCCUGGGACAUACAAGUACCUGGAAGUGCAGUACGAAUGUGUUCCUUACAAAGUGGAACAAAAAGUCUUUCUUUGCCCUGGACUGCUGAAAGGAGUGUACCAGAGCGAACACUUAUUUGAAUCUGACCACCAAUCUGGUGCCUGGUGCAAGGACCCUCUGCAGGCGUCUGACAAGAUCUACUACAUGCCCUGGACGCCAUACCGGACAGACACACUGACGGAGUACUCCUCCAAGGAUGACUUCAUUGCUGGGAGGCCAACCACUACCUACAAACUCCCUCACCGGGUGGAUGGCACAGGGUUCGUGGUGUAUGAUGGGGCUUUGUUCUUCAACAAGGAACGAACCAGGAACAUAGUCAAGUUUGACUUGCGGACAAGGAUAAAAAGCGGGGAGGCUAUCAUAGCUAAUGCAAAUUAUCAUGACACCUCUCCCUACCGCUGGGGAGGCAAGUCUGAUAUAGACUUGGCUGUGGAUGAGAACGGGCUGUGGGUAAUCUAUGCAACAGAACAAAAUAAUGGCAAAAUAGUCAUUAGCCAGUUAAACCCUUACACGUUAAGGAUUGAAGGGACGUGGGAUACUGCCUAUGACAAGAGGUCAGCUUCUAACGCCUUCAUGAUCUGUGGGAUUUUGUAUGUGGUGAAGUCUGUAUAUGAAGAUGACGACAAUGAAGCCACAGGGAAUAAAAUAGACUACAUAUAUAACACUGACCAAAGCAAGGAUAGCAUGGUGGAUGUACCUUUUCCAAACUCCUACCAGUAUAUUGCUGCUGUGGAUUAUAAUCCCCGGGACAACCUCCUUUAUGUAUGGAACAACUAUCACGUUGUAAAAUAUUCCUUGGAUUUUGGCCCUCUGGACAGCAGAGCAGGACAGGCUCACCAUGGGCAGGUCUCCUACAUUGCCCCACCUAUCCACCUCGAUUCGGAUCUGGAGAGACCGCCAUCCAAGGGAGUGUCUACAUCGGGGGCUCUAAGCCCAGGGAGCACCACAGUCAGCACUACAGCACGGAUGGUCACCAGCAGCAGCAGCCGCCCCACCACCACCUCAGCCUCGGGCAGGAGGAACAGGAGCACCAGCAUGCCAUCUCCUAUGGCUGACGUCCCCGAUGAAAUGACCACACACCUCCCACCUGCCUCCUCCCAGCUGCCGCCGGCCGGCGCAGAGAGCUGCGACCCCAUGGAAGCCCGCGAUAUUAUGUGGUCUCGAACUCGGCAGGGCCAGGUGGCAAAGCAGCCAUGUCCUGUGGGCUCGAUAGGUGUUGCAACGUUCCGGUGUCUUGCACCAGAUGGGAUCUGGGAGCCCCAAGGACCUGAUCUCAGCAACUGUUCUUCUCCAUGGAUCAACCACAUCACUCAGAAGAUGAAGUCGGGGGAGAUGGCUGCCAACAUUGCCCGGGAGCUUGCAGAGCACACAAAAAACCACUUGUAUGCUGGUGACAUCGCGUACUCUGUGUCUGCCAUGGUCCAGCUGGUGAACUUGCUUGACGUGCAGCUCCGAAACCUGACUCCGGGUGGGAAGGACAGUGCUGCACGCAGCUUAAAUAAGCUUCAGAAAAGGGAGCGCUCUUGCAGGGCCUAUGUCCAGGCCAUGGUGGAGACAGUGAACAACCUCCUGCAGCCACAGGCUCUGAAUGCCUGGAGGGACCUGAAUGCAAGCGAACAGCAGCGCGCAGCCACCAAGUUACUUGACACUGUGGAGGACAGUGCCUUUGUGCUGGCUGAUAACCUGCUGAAGACAGACAUCGUCCGGGAAAACACUGACAACAUCCAGCUGGAAGUUGCAAGACUAAGCACAGAUGGGAAUCUGGAAGAUCUGAAGUUUCCCCAGAACAUGGGCCACGGGAGUGCCAUUCAGCUGUCAGCAAAUACCUUGAAACAAAAUGGUCGAAACGGUGAAAUCAGGGUAGCUUUUGUGCUGUACAAUAACCUGGGCACUUAUCUCUCCACGGAGAAUGCCAGCAUGAAGUUGGGGAUAGAAGCAAUGUCGACUAAUCACUCCGUCAUUGUCAACUCCCCUGUCAUCACGGCAGCAAUAAACAAAGAGUUCAGCAAUAAGGUUUACCUAGCUGAUCCCGUGGUGUUUACUGUCAAGCACAUCAAGCAGUCAGAAGAAAAUUUCAAUCCAAACUGUUCAUUCUGGAGCUAUACAAAGCGUACAAUGACAGGGUAUUGGUCCACCCAGGGGUGUCGCCUCCUGACAACUAACAAGACACACACCACAUGCUCCUGCAAUCACCUAACCAACUUUGCGGUCCUGAUGGCACACGUGGAAGUUAAGCACAGCGAUGCAGUCCAUGACCUGCUCCUGGACUUCAUCACAUGGGUUGGCAUCCUGCUCUCACUGGUCUGCCUCCUGAUCUGCAUCUUCACCUUCUGCUUCUUCCGUGGGCUGCAGAGUGACCGCAACACAAUUCACAAAAACUUGUGCAUCAGCCUCUUUGUGGCAGAGCUCCUCUUCCUUAUCGGCAUUAACCGGACUGACCAACCGAUUGCCUGUGCCGUCUUUGCUGCCCUCCUGCACUUCUUCUUCCUGGCAGCUUUCACGUGGAUGUUCCUGGAGGGGGUGCAGCUCUACAUCAUGCUCGUGGAGGUUUUUGAGAGUGAACACUCCCGGAGGAAGUAUUUCUAUUUGGUCGGCUAUGGCAUGCCUGCACUGAUUGUGGCUGUAUCAGCAGCGGUGGACUACCGGAGCUAUGGCACGGACAAAGUAUGUUGGCUCCGACUUGACACCUACUUCAUUUGGAGCUUUAUAGGACCGGCGACCUUGAUAAUUAUGCUUAAUGUCAUCUUCCUUGGGAUUGCUCUCUAUAAAAUGUUUCAUCACACUGCCAUACUGAAACCCGAAUCUGGAUGUCUUGACAAUAUCAACUAUGAGGAUAACAGACCCUUCAUCAAGUCCUGGGUUAUAGGUGCCAUAGCCCUACUCUGCCUAUUAGGACUGACCUGGGCGUUUGGACUUAUGUAUAUUAAUGAAAGCACAGUCAUCAUGGCGUAUCUCUUCACCAUAUUCAAUUCUCUGCAGGGAAUGUUUAUAUUCAUUUUCCAUUGUGUCCUCCAGAAAAAGGUACGUAAAGAGUAUGGAAAAUGCCUGCGUACACAUUGCUGUAGUGGGAAAAGUACAGAGAGCUCUAUCGGCUCAGGAAAGACCUCGGGGUCACGGACACCUGGAAGAUAUUCCACAGGCUCACAGAGCCGGAUUCGUAGGAUGUGGAAUGACACAGUUCGAAAGCAGUCCGAGUCUUCCUUUAUUACUGGAGAUAUAAACAGUUCGGCUUCACUCAACAGAGGAGCCAUGGCUAAUCAUCUUAUAACCAAUGCUCUGCUUCGUCCUCAUGGCACUAACAACCCUUAUAAUACAUUGCUCGGGGAAACGGCGGUCUAUAACAACCCUUCUGUCAGCAUGUACAACGCACAAGAAAGCGGAAGAACGCCCAAGCAGGAGCCAGUCUUCAGGCGAGUCACCAUGGAAGACAGUGUCAUCUAGAGAUGAUACAUGACGAGCCUGCCCUAGCAAGCCCGUGCCAGUGCACCUCCUCAGCUCCUCUGUGCCUCAGUUUACCCAUCCCUCAUUGGGAUCGCGUAAUGAGAGAGACCGGAAAAACUAGCCUCAACCAGAACCCUCAGCAAACCUUCACAUCCCCGAGGAGAAGACAGCCCGGCUGGGAUUCCCACUGCCCCAUGCAUGGCAGCACCCUGGGAAGUGCCCUCACUGCUUGGUCACUCGCUUUUUUGUUAAGAUGAGCAGAACAGGCAAAAAAUGUCUUUUGUAAUAAGAAAUUGGUUUCAUCUACUCCAAACAUCGGCUUUGCAACUUGAAAACAUUUAAAUAUGGCUGAGCAUGCUCAACCCCCCAUCCUGAGCCCCUCUCCGUGUUCACAAUCUGGGCUGUAUAAAGGCAACCCUGACGGAUCCAGGUCCCUGUUGUAAAUACAAACCUGUCUGUGUGGAGAGGUAAUGAGGGAAGGAAAAGGGACAAAAAAGUAGUCCUUACAGCAGAAGAAGCUGAACUUGCCGGCAGAGCACUGUCGAGCGAAGCUGUCGCUUUUAAGUAGGGACUGGCACACACGUCCAGCAGUGGCUCUUCUUGGCAAAAGCUUCUGGGGGGCAAGCUGUUCAGAUUUUAUUGUCUUGUGUAAAUAGAGAUAUUUUUUUGAAAAAAUGAGCCUUAGUAUCUUGAAGAUAGCGUUUCUCAAUCAAUCAGCUCAGCUGGGAUGGAUAUAUGGGAAACCAUAGCAUCUGCAUAGUGGAGGCUGUCAUGGUGUCUUGGAGCUAAGCUGUGCCUCCACGGCUGGUGCAGGAAGCACCUGAAAGACGACAGACACAUCCAACAGAGGACUCAGCAGAUGUUUCUCCUUCGUUCCUGUAAACAGGGUAGACUUGCUGGGCCCAUGAUCUCCACUGGUGUAAAUACUCAGCUGCAGCCCACAGUGGACAUGAGCCACUUGGUGCAGGUGUGGGGGAAGUGGGAUGGGCAGAAAUCACCAGAGGGAUGCAAACCCCAUCGGUGUGGGUCCCCUCAGGAUUUUAGCAUUAACUAAAAAAAAAAAAAAAAAGGAAAGAAAAAGAAAGAAGAAGAAACUCUGAAGACUUGUUAAUGGCGUUGGGCCAACUGUUCGGCUGGAUAAAUCUGUCACGUCAGCCUGUAUAUGCAGUUCUCCUUGCAUAUGUGCAAAUGCGUGUGCAAGAUCAUGCCCUGCUUGGGUGGCUGCCAGCCAGCACAGGUGCCUGUGUCUGUGUACCUGUGCCCAUGAGAGAAGAAGAGAGGGUAUGGAUGUGUAUGUUUUAUAUGCCUAGACACAUUUGAGAAGUCAUAAAUAACACUGCCAGGUCCAGCUUUAUUAGCGUGAGUGCAGAGUAGUGUCUGCAUCUCUCUGGGGAGCAAGGCAGGCCAGGCUGGGAAGGCAGUGUUAGAUGAGCAAAAGCUGAUAAAUCUCUGCUCCACAUUGAGUCAUCAUCCACUGUCCCACGCCAUGACACAACAGUGGGCAUCUGCAAAUGCUCCCAGCAGAGCAGGGGCAUGCUCAGGCACGAGUGUUUGCAGGAUGCAGGUAGCUGCAGCCUGGUACCUAGUGAAAGCAGGGGAGGAGCUCUGGGGUUUCUCCUUCAUCCUUCACAACUCAAAGCUUACUUAUGCCUUAUUUACUCUUGAGUCUGACCAUGUGGAUUCAUGCAGCAGAGGGAAAUUAGGGGGUGUGUGUGGAAAAAAAAGUAGAAAAAAACACUUAGGAAAAAAAAGGAUAUUUUUGAAAAUAACCCAUAAUAAUUUUCUCUAGACAUAAAAGUCUCUCUUCAGCCUGGCAUUUUGCAAGGAAGCAGGGCUAAAAUGGAAGUGUCCCCUCCCCAUUAAAAAGCUAAAUAGCACAAACCAACUAUUGCACAUACCUAAUAUAAUACUGUGCCCUGUACCUUUGCAAGGAAAGGCCAGUGGGCGAUUAACAGAAAUUGAAAGCUGCCUCAAAGCACCGAGGGGUUUGCGCAUCGAGUGGUAAUUCACUUGCAGUGGUUCGAGGUGAGGUGCAGGGAUGGUCUUUUCCUCUUGUGUACUUGAAUAUCUCCUCUGUCAUCCAGCUUUGUGGGGCUGCUGCUACCAUUAACACCUAACAAUUGCCAUUGCCAAGCGAUCCAUUUAUUUAGCAAAGCAUUUAUUUAUUUAUCAAACUGGUGCUCAGGAGACACGGUGCUUUCAUCUGCCACAUGUGGAUACCUCUUCCUUUGCCCAUUUCUUCAGGCUUGUAUGGUGUCCCCAGGCAAGGUGGCCAUCCUCUUGGGGAGAGUUAGAUUUCUGCCCAGUACAGGCUGCCAGCCUUUUUUUCCAGGGAGAAAAAUAAUGAAAAAUAUGAACAACCUUCCCCAUCUUUGUGCCAGAAAUGUUCCUAAAAUCAGACAGUAUAUUAAGCAAAAUAAAUACCUCCAAAAAGUUUGAAAACUCACAAUCUUUCACAGUCUCAAGGGGACCAACCUUAUGGUUUCUAGAGCCCCAAAGAGCAGAGCUAAGUCAAGUCCUGAGCCUGAGGAUGCUGGACCAUGGGGAGGUCUGGGGAGCUGCAUGGGACGAAAAGGGAGGCUGCAAUUGCAGGAAGCAGAAAUUCCCUGGUUUUCAUUAGAUCACAGAAAAGCAGAAAUCCCCUGGGUUGUGUUGUUUGUUUAUUUUUCAUUAGAGGGUCACUAUUAGUUUCUCUUCCUGGACAAUCCCAUCAUCCCACACCUUAAACCCUUGCCAUUAUGACUAGAAUAAUUAUUCUUGGAGGCAUUUACGACAACCUUCAAUGUCUCUCUCUCUCCUCAGUGCCAGAGAGGCUGACACCCGGUAACUAAUGGUGAUGGCUGUAAAGAUGAGACAGACUGACCCCAAGUCGUAAUAAAAAUGAUGAAUCCUGUCCACUGCCUCAGUAUCUAUAGCACACAGGUUACAUGCAGAGGUCUACCAGUAAGGAGGGGGAGGCAGAUAGUCACGGAAGAGUGGGUCUGGCAGGUGCCGGGUUAAAAAACCCACCCGGUUGCUGUGUUCCCCAUCGGUUCCUAGAUUUAAUCCAGCCCUGAGUCAAUAGUAAUUGACGUUUCACCUGCUUUCCAUAUCUUCACUGGACUUCCUUACUUCUCAGGCAUGGAACAAAUCUUAAUACAAUGUAAUUACUGUACUCCUGGUGAUGAACCGGUAUGAAAAGCUAUCACGGAGAGCAUUAAUAAAAUGUACAUUAUGAAAAA
Molecule: messenger RNA, 7892 nt
Organism: Strigops habroptila (Kakapo)
Lineage: Eukaryota; Metazoa; Chordata; Aves; Psittaciformes; Psittacidae
Gene: ADGRL3
Product: adhesion G protein-coupled receptor L3
Exons: 27
Coding region: 841-4671 (1276 amino acids)
Biological process (GO): synapse assembly; brain development; cell surface receptor signaling pathway
Cellular component (GO): cell-cell junction; membrane; glutamatergic synapse
Molecular function (GO): carbohydrate binding; G protein-coupled receptor activity
Source: RefSeq, a predicted model, not a curated record